Messenger RNA from Empidonax traillii (willow flycatcher), 3807 nucleotides. RefSeq lists its product as uncharacterized. The coding region runs from base 241 to 741 and encodes 166 amino acids. Lineage: Eukaryota; Metazoa; Chordata; Aves; Passeriformes; Tyrannidae. The record is from RefSeq and is a predicted model, not a curated record. The transcript has 6 exons.
UUGCAGCAGUAUCUCUGCCCUCUUCAGUACUGUAUACGAUAAUGCAACUUUUUAUUUCCUUCUGAGGGCUCUCCUGUGCUUGUCCACCUCUGAGUAGGGGAGGAAGGAUGCGACCUGAACUUGAGGGAGGUAUGGGACUGGAGAAAAUGCCCAAGUCGCACAUGAAGCCCAGGUGCGACCGUUUUCUUUGGGGGACACACAGACAGCGUGAUCCUCCCUGGCCUUUGUGGCCGUCUCCUUAUGCCACAGAGAAGGGGCGCCUACCCAUGGCUUGCACGGGAGAGGACCGAACACCGGCGAGGAGAGCGAGCUCCUGGACACCCUGCUUACCGAGUAUGGGAAGAGCACCAGGACGUCCGGUGUGGUGGUGGCAGCGAGCAGCAAAAGCAGCAAGAGCUCGUUUUGAUUCCUCCCCUUCCAAGGUGCUUUGGAGAGACUGGUUUCAGGCUGAGCAGCAGAAGUCACGAUGAGUGCACAAGGAACCAACUGGUGAACCAUCUCCUAAAAGACCAAGAGGAAGACCCAAAGGAAGCAAAAACAAGAGUCCCUCUAAAGCAGCUCAGAAGGGAGCAGAAGCCACUGGUGAAAAGCGACCCAGAGGCCGGCCCAGAAAAUGGCCUCAACAAGUGGUUCAAAAGAAGCCUGGUCAGGAAGAGACUGAAGAAACGUCCUCACAAGAGUCUGCAGAGGAAGACUAGGACACCGCACCAUGCAAUUUCUACCUCAUCAGCAAUCUUUUGAAGGGAGAAGACACUGCCUUGACCACUUACUUUCUAUUGCCAUGAUCUUUCCACUUUUGCCUAAUGGGGGGGUUGGGGGGGGCGAGGGGAAUCACAUAACCUUAAAAAGGAUUUGACUAAUCAUCUUUGUAAUCCCUUCACAGUCCCAGGUUUAGUGAAAAACUGCUGUAACACAAAGGGGACACAGAUUAACGAUGCAACUUUUAAUUACUGUUUUCUUUUUUCCUAUUAAUAGUUUGAGUUGCUAAGUAAGGGUGAAUGGGUCCAGAAGAGCUCCAAAUCAGGUUUAUGUCAUUCACUGCACUACAUAUAAACAAUAAACUUUUAACAUAGUCAUUAUAAUGGGCAUUGAAAUAGGAAAGGCUGGGUGUUGUAACACUUAUGCCUUGUGACACUUCCAGGCAACCCACUCCCUACUUAGCGAACUCCCUGUUUUAGAUCACCAAAGAUAAGGGAUAGAUACUACUCUUUUUCUUUUGUAACCUUCUGGUAGACUUGUACUUGAUUUUUUAUUUUUUUGGUAAGACUUACUGUUAUUUCAGGAAAAGAAAGCUGAUCUUUCACUUCAUUCAGCUGGUAAUCAGAAGAAAGAAAUAACAUGAAAAUGGUACUUUCAUUUUGCAAAAGGGAAGAAAGACAAAGAUACGUUGUAUAGUUAUAGAUACAAACAUAUCAGCAGAAGUAGUAGUAAACAAAAUGAACAGCCCUUAUCACCUGGAUAAUAGGAAGCCAGGGAGUUGGCUCUAUGUAGAGUGAGGCAUUUUCUGUGGAAACUGAAAUGACUGACACCAAACUCUCUUAUGCCAUUAGUGAUUAAGUCUUUAUAUAGAUAAAGGUGUUUCAAAACAUACAGAAUGGUACCUAAAAAUUAUUCAUGCAUGUAUCUGAACAAAAAUAAUCCAGAUUUUUGCUUAGUUUAACUAAUUUGCUUUUUUAACUAAUUCUCCUCACCCCGGACCAGUAUUUUGAAAGAACUGAAUAUCUCCUCAUUACUCAUCAGUCACAAUGUUAGAACCAACACCCUGUACCUCAGCUAAGUUUGUUUAUUACCUUAAGCAAUGUAUUUUGACAUAGGAUGGUUCACUGAGCACUUCUGUGCCAGUGGCGUUUUUCCAUCUUUUCAUUCAAAGCAGCACUUUUAGCACCAGAUGCAAUAUUACCCCACUAUUCAAUACUACCUCUGAUUUUUACAAAUAACUCAACAGACUGAUAAAUACAUGCUGCUAUACACAUUCAAUGCAGGAAAUUUUUAUUGGGUAGAUAAUAAUGAGUAUCUGCAUUCUCCCCUUCUUUCUAUUUCAACAUUAUUUGCAGUUAAGGAAGCAAUGUCUUUUUUUGUGUUUCAGCAUGACUAUGUGUUUUUCUUUCGCUUGAUUUGUUUGGGUUUUUUCUCUUUGUGUGGGUUUUGGGGUUUUUUGGGUUUUUUUGUUUUGUUUUAUGUACUUUUCCUAUUCUCUGCUAGACUUCUGUGUAAUGUACUGUUAACUUGAAUAUAUUUUUGUACUGAAUUGCUUAUAGGUUUGGGGAAUAAUUUUCUUCAGUGACACUACAUGACAUAGAAAAAAAUUUAGCUGUAAUGUUUAAAUAUUACUGUCCAAGUUUGUACCUCAAAUUUAUUGUUUAAAGGAAUGGACUAAUUGAUUGACAAAGACCUACCUCCAGACUUUAAAUGGAAUGAACUUGUUACUUUCAGCAUUAGUUUUGAGAUGUUUGAAACAGUUAGGACUGCAACUAAUCCCUAAUUCAAAACUAUUUUUGUAAAAUAACUUGUGGAAAAUGAACACAUUUUAAAUUACUUUCAUAUUAAAAAAAAAAAAACUAACAAAAAAAACCUUCAAAGAAACUUGAAGCUUUGUAGGUGGAAAGCAGCAAGCUCAGCUUUUGCAUAAUGCAAUCACAAAUAUGUGUUUAAAAAAAAAUUAGUAGAUUGUAAGAAAAUACUUGACAAGUAUUUUCAUGUAUUUUAGACACAUGUGAUUUUGUAAUGUUUCAGCCAGAUUUAUUUUAAAUGCUUCUUAUGUAGAGGUUUUUUAUUCUUCCCUCUCUGACUUUUGUUGUUCUUUCUCUCUCUCUCUCCCCUCCAAUUUCAUUUUCUCUAUUUCUGUUUUGUUUCCCUUCUUCCUCUCUUUCCUAGUCAGUACUUUGUACCAUUGUAUUAAUAACUGGGCCGGGGGUAGUUUCUCAGGAAGGCAUCCUUUGGUAUGGCUUUAGUACUGAGCCAAAUGCAGUUAAAGAUAACUACUUACUGGCUUCUUCCAAGAGGCAGUGUCAAGAAAUACGGACCUCCUCGAAAGACUGAGAGGGUUCAGUAGUGGAAAUUGCUGAGAAGGAGCUGAUCACAGUAUCACAACUAGGCAUGUUAAUAUUAAGUGAAAGAGAAAUCCUAGCUAUACAGUAGCUCUAACAGGCCAAUUCCAGUGUCACUUGAAGGCAGUAAAAGGAAUUCUGCUGGCAUCAAAGGGCAUUGAAUCAAGCCUUAGCAAGUCCCUUUUACGAUUUAAGGGUUUUUUUGCAUUUUCUAAAACCACAGUAUUCAGUAGAUGACACAGAAAUAAUUGCUGGGUGUAUGUCACUCUUCAAGCUCCGAGAGACUUACCACUCUGAUGAACUGAAUCUUACAUUUUCUAUAUAUUGUAGUACAAUCAAAACACAUUACUACCUCUUAGGGCCUACUAUACCUCAUUUUUUCAGACUGAAAAAUUGCAUGUGACCAUUGACUCAGUGAGGACAUCAUAAAAUUUUUUUAUAUGUAUAGUUUAUUUUUGUGGGAGAUAAAUUUUAUACGACUGUUCUUUGCUGUUAUUGGUCACUGCUUACUAUGACUGGACAUGUAACUCUUCUACCAUUUCUGCAAGAAAAGGUGUGUUUGCAGGAAAAAAAAUCACUUCAAGAUGUUUAACUACAGUGUACUUUUCCUUUUGAGUGUCUUCUAACUUUUUGCUUUUUUCUUCAUGUAGAGUUGGUGUCUAUGAUUGUACUUCAAAUCGCUUGCUUGUUGAAAAUGUUCCUUUAAUGGAUUAUCACAGUCUGUUCAGCACAAUAAACAUAAUAGCCUCUGUGAUCCCCA